AUGACGAUCCAGGAAAGAGCGUCGCGCCUGGAUCUGCUUCAGCAGCGCUCCUUGCAGUCCGGCGGCUUCGACAGAGACCUAGACGGUCACACCUCGGACGGCUUCCGCAAGGCUGCAUGGCUCUUUUUGCUACACGCGAGCAGCGACCUUACCGUCGAGGCAACACAGCCUCGCAAUACCCUCCCAAAACGCCCCGCAAAGCCUGCCUCCUCGACGCACGGCGCCGAGAGCGACCAGGGCGACUCGCAGGCCUCCUCGUCCUCGCACACACGUAGCAACUCAAAGAGCGACAUCCUGGCCGACAGCAUACACCAGCCCGUCAGCACACCCGCCUCGAGCCCGAGGCCCGAACUCGUCCGCGACGCCGAGCGCGUCCCCGUCGACAAGGACGGAUGGCAGAUUGCCGCCCUCGACGCACUGUCCCUCGACGAGCCCCUUUCGGCUUCUGCGACAUCCCCCCAUGCCAUAACGAAGCUGUCUCAGCAACAGACCGAGGAGUGGGAGACGGUGACCAGCAAAAGGACCCGGACUUUGCAGAAGAGGAGAAAUUCGACGCGCCCCUCGCCCUCGCCCUCGCAGUUGGAGGACGAGAGCGAGGGGCAGGGGCAAGAUGGCGAUAGCCGCCCGGCGAUCCCGACGACGGAAGACAACAAGGUCUCGGCUCCACCGCCGCAGCAUGCAACGGCCACGAAAAAGAAGAAGAAGAAGAGCAAGAGGUCGGGAGCGCACAAGAGAACGUCGACGAGGGAUCGCCCGGACGACAAUGGAGAGGCUGCGGGGCCGACGCCGGCGAAUCCCGCUGCGCUUGGCGGGCUGCCCACGCACCGCGACGAGGAGCAGGUGGACAAGGACAUCCGACGAAGCUUUGUCGGCCCCGCCUUUGCCAGCCAGACGGCACACGAGAGGCAGGUCCGGCGCAAGCAGCUAGAAGAGGUCGUCGUCCUCACUCUCCGGCGCCACCCCACGCUCAACUACUUCCAGGGCUACCACGACGUCGUCAGCGUCCUCGUCCUCGCGUUGGCCAUGUCCGGCGACGACGUCAAGGAGGACGGCGAGCCGUGGCGCGACGAGGACGAGCGACAUGGCCUCUUGCUGGCCGUCGAGCGGCUGAGCCUGCACUUUGUGCGCGACAGCAUGACGCACGACCUAGACCCGAUCAUGGGCCAGCUCAAGCUAGUGCGCAACCUGGUCCGGGCCGAGGAUGCUGAGCUGGCGGGAAGGGUCGAGGCGGCGUCGGCGCUGCCCUUUUUCGCCCUGUCCUGGCUCCUCACGCUCUUUUCGCACGACCUCGAGGACCAGCGGCUGGUGCAGCGCUGCUUUGACUUUGUCCUCGCACACGGACCGCAGAGCGUCGUCUACCUCUGCGCGGCAGUUGUGCUGCUGGUCAAGAAGCGGGAGCUCGAGGGCCUGGACGGUGACGAGGUCGAGGACCAGGCCAUGCUGCACAUGGUGCUGAGCAAGCUACCGCGCUUCACGCUUGACGGCGACGGCAACGGCGACGAGGGCGACGAGCAGGGGCAGGUCGGGAAGUCGGUCGGCGAACAGCGACCCGAGGCAGCCGUCAGCGAUGCACACGGCCUCUACGCAGACCCAGAUGUCGAUCCGCCCAGCUCCCGCGGCGACCGUGCCCGGCACGAGGAUGCCACUCCGCAGCAAAAUCAGGAGGCGGUGCCGCUCUUGCACCUCCUGCGAAAGGCCAGGGAGCUGAUGGAGGCCCACCCGCUAUCGAGCGCCUCGCUGGGCGCCGACAAGGUCAUGGGACCCAAGAGCGUCAUCUUUACCUGGAGCGACCUCCAGUCCGAAUUGGGCUCGGCGGACAAGGCCGACGACACCGACGCCUGGCGAGCCCGCGACGCGCUGGCGGAGCGGAUCGUGGAGACGGUCUCGUCGAUCGUCGUCGACCCGCAGCCCUCCCCGCCCGCCUUCGACGACGGAUACGACGAGGGCGAGGGCGGAGGCAAGGAGAAGUCGACGCGGGCCAAGGAGCGCAAGCGGUACCGGCUGCUUCGCUACGACGACAAGAGGACCAAGGAGGUGGUGCUGGGCACCGUAGUGGCCGUCGUCGGCGUGGCAGGCGUCGUCGUUGCGCUCUACGUCGAGGGCAAGCAGCGGGGACAGGCGCAAGACGUCCUCGCCGUGCUGGGCGGCGUUGUGGGCUGGCUCGGGAGCAACAUGAGGGGCCCGGGCGCCUAA
This is a messenger RNA of Pseudozyma flocculosa PF-1, 2193 nucleotides long. RefSeq lists its product as uncharacterized. NCBI's taxonomy places the organism in Eukaryota, Fungi, Basidiomycota, Ustilaginomycetes, Ustilaginales, Ustilaginaceae. Gene Ontology annotation, biological process: positive regulation of GTPase activity; endoplasmic reticulum to Golgi vesicle-mediated transport. Gene Ontology annotation, molecular function: GTPase activator activity. Gene Ontology annotation, cellular component: endoplasmic reticulum membrane. The transcript is spliced from 2 exons. The coding region runs from base 1 to 2193 and encodes 730 amino acids. The record is from RefSeq and is a predicted model, not a curated record.